Poecilia latipinna (sailfin molly) is the source of this 4270-nucleotide messenger RNA. RefSeq names its product interferon regulatory factor 2-binding protein 2-B-like. NCBI's taxonomy places the organism in Eukaryota, Metazoa, Chordata, Actinopteri, Cyprinodontiformes, Poeciliidae. The transcript has 2 exons. Gene Ontology annotation, biological process: regulation of transcription by RNA polymerase II. Gene Ontology annotation, molecular function: transcription corepressor activity. The coding region runs from base 246 to 1625 and encodes 459 amino acids. Gene Ontology annotation, cellular component: nucleus. The record is from RefSeq and is a predicted model, not a curated record.
GAAGGUGUUAGCGGAGGAUCGUGCUGACGUCACGUUUCUACUUCGGAGCUGGAGCGGAGUAGUAAGCGUGGAGCCGCGCUUUGGAGGCGCAGCAGACACCUUAACAAUGGCCCCGAAGAGAGUAUUUCACUGCUGCUCGUUAAUGUCUCGGAAUCUCACAGCUGCUUAGUUGUGUCUCUCAGCGGCGAGAAGCAAACAGACGGACAUUUUGGAUAGUUCUGCGUUGCCUCCGGGGCUUUUACAACAUGUCUUCCGCGGCGGUUGCUGCCUCCAGAAGACAGUCCUGCUAUUUGUGCGAUUUACCCCGCAUGCCUUGGGCAAUCAUCUGGGAUUUUACCGAGGCCGUUUGCCGGGGAUGUGUCAAUUAUGAGGGCGCCGACCGAAUCGAGUUUGUAAUAGAGGCUACAAGACAACUGAAACGGGUGCAUGGCUUCCCGGAGGGCCGCUCUACCGGCCCGGGGAAGUCCCACCACGCCUCGGACCCGGGCUCCCGUCCGCCGCAAACUCUAGACCGAUACCCGCUGUCUGAGAGGCCACCCCGUUUAGGUGUGGAGUACCCGGCGGGCAGGCAGACGAACGGCUUCCCCAUCCCGAACGGAUACCCAAAGUCCGACGAUCCACCUGAGCUCUCCAACUCCCGCAGGACUAGCUCAGUUCCUCCUAGUCUGGUGCCUUUGGUUAACGGCGGCAUUUCCGCUGUUCACCCGCUUAACGGCCGCCCAGGUCAGAUGAGUCUGGUCGUUUCGGGUCCCGUGGAUCACGGGAAGCGCCACGAGGAGCUGAAGGACAAACAGAGGCCGGACAGCAUGUCGGACAUGUCAGAAAGCCACAAGGAGUGGGGAGGCAAAGGCAAAACGGUGAGGGACCUGAUGGCGCUGCAGGACGGACGGUUUACCAAGGACCACGCCGCCAUGCAGCGGAUCAUGGCGUACGAGGCUGGCGCCACUUCUUCAAAAACAGACCGAGGGAAGCAAAGUCGGCCUGCAAAGAGAAAAGCCUCCCCGGAGCCAGAGGGUGAGGGCAGCGGCACCAAGAUGAACAACAGCGAGGGCCAGCCAUGGCUGUCAUCUUCUCUGCCAAGCUUUUCAGCUGCUGCAUCACCCCACCCUACUGAAGCUGCCACCUCACAGAGUGUCCGGUCACCGAUGGCGGCGCUCAUCCAUGCCACCGACAACGCAGGAAGCGCCGGCUCGCUCAAAGACGCCGCGGCGGCUGCCAGGCUGAAUAGCAGCAGCCCCGCGUCGCCUUCCUCCUCUUCCCAGAGGAGACCACCUCAAAGGGAGGGGUCUGCUCCCCCUGGAUCCAGCGGCAUGGAUCCCCCACCGCUACAGAGCCUCUCAGACUCCUCUGCGGCGCCCGGCGGCGCGCCACUGUGCUGCACUCUGUGCCACGAGCGGCUGGAGGACACGCACUUCGUCCAGUGCCCAUCUGUUCCCGCCCAUAAGUUCUGCUUCCCCUGUUCGUGCGACAGCAUCAGGCAGCAGGGUGCCACUGGGGAGGUGUACUGUCCGAGCGGGGAGCGGUGCCCACUGGUUGGCUCCAACGUGCCCUGGGCCUUCAUGCAGGGCGAGAUUACCACCAUCUUGGCUGCAGAUAUAAGGGUGAAAAAAGAGAGAGAUCCUUGAACUUACCCGACGUCCAGCUCAGUCAGUCGACAAGUUGACCCGUUUGUCAACAUCCAGUGCGAGGAACCUGUUUUAGUUUGUUCUAUCCACCUUAUUCCUACGCCCCAUUAUGCUUUGCGUGAAUUAUGGGCGUGACUUCCGCCGCUAACCGGAAACGCCAUUUGUUUACAUGUUAGCAACUCGCUAACCGGCUUUUGUGAGAGCUAUUAGGCUAUAAAAUAUGUGGGAACACCAGCUAUCAAAGCUUAAAUGUGAGAAUAUUGGUUUACUGCAACCUACAUCUACUGCAGGGAGGGAUGACAACUUGAAGAAAUGGUCUAAUUUCUUCAAGUUGCACUAGCAUAUGUAGCUACUUCACUGACUCAGUUGCUUCGGAUGCAGAUGCAGGUUUUCUUCCUUUGGCUUUUUGUCCACACAAUGAAAUGAGCACACAUAAAGCAUUUUGGGUUCUCUCUUCAAGUUUAGCCAAAUUAUUUUUGUUUGCGUAUCUGUCGGUAGGCAAUGAAAACUGCUGCUUUUGUUUUGAGAGCACGUUCAAAACACACCUGCUGCAGCCACAAACUAAACUUUGUCUGAUUAUUAGAGAACAGCCACGAACAGCACAACAGUUUCCCGACUUCCACAAGGGCAUCUUACGACACUUUCCAGUGUCAAGUUGCUUUCUAUAACAAGUUAAUGUGUAAUUCGGUUCGGUUCUAGUCCAGUGGGGAGAUUCUCCGUAUUACGGUCUGGAGAGCAGCAGCUGCAGUCAUUUCUCCACUGAUUUGCAGCGACACUCAGCAAGAGAGAACCUCAAGGUUCUGGUUGUGAUGGACUAAAUAAUCCCAGAUUUUUGAUUUUGUCUUAUAAAUAAAUUUUCCUGGCCCAAUCAUGAUAAAUACUCAGAUCAUGAACUUUAUUAUUGUUUAAAUUCAAACGAAAAAAUUCACAUCACACCAAGCUAAUACUGUGUAGUUCUGGUGUUUUAUACUGUUGGCACAAACCUGCAGCUCAGAUCUCUGACCAGCUUCUCUGAUUUUCUCUUUGUUACUGUCAGUUCUUCAGAGAAACGAACUGCUAGCAGCACUAACUCGCGGUCAUUCCGUUACAAAACGUAACGAUCGUGUUCCUGUCGCUCCCCGUAAUUAAACUCACAAUUACGAUCGUCUGUACUGAGAAGCUCUCUGAUGGCAGACGGUGUGUCCCUAAACAAGUUUUACUAAAUAUUGUAUUAUAACCGAAAAGAGAGCUGUAACUUCUAUCAUGAAUAUAGACUAGCAAAAUAAACUAGAAAUUUCAAUGAAAUACUGCUACUUCCGCUAGCUGCCGGAAGUAACACCCAUAAUCGUUUCCCCGAUAAGCCCCUCAGGAAUAAGGUGGAUAGGGUUGGGUGAUAUAUCGAUUUUAUGCUGUAAUAUGUAACUUUUAUAAAAUAUAUAUUUUUUACAUGUGUAUCAAAACUGUUAACAUGAGGCAGAUAAUCUGUGAAAAGAUCGAUUUACUCCACCUCCUCCUUGAGCUACUACUGCUGUCUGAAGAAAUGCACCAAUAACAGCCAGUCAGAGCCAGGAGCAGGGUCUUAGCGCUGUCAAUCAUUCUCAUGUAUGCCACUCAAUGUGCUAAUAGUGGAGAAACAACUUACCAUUACAGGAAAACCGUUUAUCGUUUGCUAACUAACUUAGUGUUCACAACAGGAUCUGCUAGUUGCUGGCAGAGCAAAGAGCAAUCAUUUAAUUGACCGCACUAAGACACGCCUCCUGGCUCUGAUUGGUUGUUUCGAGCUAGCACUUUUUUUUUUCAUAGGUUAUCUGUCUCAUACUAAACUGUCACCACAUCUUGGCAAUUUUAACAAAUGUUUCAACAGUGUAAAAAGAAACUUUUUAUAAAAGCUACAUACUGCAGCUUUAAUUUUUGUAAAAUCUGGAUUUUUAUUUUUUUUUUAACCAAUCUGCUCCUUGGGUUUCCGUACUUAAGAAUUAUGUCAGCACGCCUGAGGCCGCCGUCUUGUUUGACAAGCAUGUUUUACAACUUCUUUUUAUUUGGUCUUUAAAUUCAGCUUAACUCUACUACAAAAUAUUCGGGCAAGGCUAAAAUUUAUUUUUUUUAAUUACCAGAAUAAAGUUGUAAUAUUACAAGAGUACAGUUGUAGUAAGAGGAGAAUAAAGUCGAAAUAGUACAAGAAAAAAACGCUGUUUCCUGAAUUAAUAUGUAGUAUUAGCAAAACUCUUAGACAAAAACUGAGAGAAAAUUAAAAUGAAGAAAUUUGACCAUCUUAUGAAGUUAUUUGCUACUGGUUUUACAAGUAAGGAAAUACUUAAUUUUUAAACACAUCAGCAUCAAAUUAUGUGUAGAAUAUUUGUAAUUCCUUUUUUUUUAUAAACAAAAGUGAUUAAAAUCGGAUUUUAUUCUCAAGCCAUAUCGCCAAGCCCUAAUUUUUUCAUAGUUUGUGUUUAUGCUUGAAAAUGAAUUGGUAUGUACUUUUCAUUCACUAUCACAUCUGUUUGUGUUUUUAUCAGAGAGCGGCUCUUCGUACUCGAAAAUUACUAAUUUGAGCACUUGACUAAAAAACUAAAUAAAAAGUCAAUAAAAUAUGCUCCAAGCUGUAAAUGUAUGCACUUGUUUAAUGGGGAAUAAAAGCCAAAUACAAUUUCAGAUCUUUAAUACCA